Molecule: messenger RNA, 689 nt
Organism: Rhizophagus irregularis DAOM 181602=DAOM 197198
Lineage: Eukaryota; Fungi; Glomeromycota; Glomeromycetes; Glomerales; Glomeraceae
Source: RefSeq, a predicted model, not a curated record
AGAGCAAAUCUCAUUUAACUAUAAGUAGCAAGUGGCCAGAUGUAGUACAAUGUUAUGGUUUAACAAAAAAUCCAUCAAGUGGAAAUUAUAUGCUUGUAAUGAAUAAAAUUCAUAAUGAAAAUGCAAUUCAUAGAGAUUUGCAUUCUGGAAAUAUAUUAUUUGAAUAUACUAAUAAUUUUCGUAUUAGUGAUCUUGGAUUUUGUGGCCCUGUUGACAAACCACUAAAUAGUGUAUAUGGAAAUCUUCCUUAUAUAGCGCCAGAAGUAAUUACUGAAAAAAAUACCACUUUUGCAUCUGAUAUUUAUAGUAUUGGUAUACUUAUGUGGGAAAUAUCAUCAGGACAACUACCAUUUGUUAAUUAUGAGUAUCUUGCAAUGAAAAUAGUUAAUGGAAUGAGACCAAAAAUAGUACCAGGAACUCCUUUAGAAUAUAAGAAAUUAAUGGAACAGUGUUGGGAUGCUGAUUUAACAAAAAGACCUGAUGCUAUUAUAUUAGAAACUGAAAUGAAAAAAUUAUUGUUAAGUUUUCAAAACAAUCAAGUUGAAAGCCAAAAUCAAAUAAUUUCUAAUCGACAUCAACAAUUAAGUAAUUACUAUUUGAGUAAUUAAUGACCAAAAAUUAUACUAGUAAAACUUAUCAAUUUGACAAUUUUCCUGAAGCAAAAAAUGCAACAGAAGAAGAACAAGAAG